Messenger RNA from Anguilla rostrata (American eel), 3019 nucleotides. RefSeq names its product synapsin IIb (gene syn2b). Bases 275 to 2218 code for a protein of 647 amino acids. Gene Ontology annotation, cellular component: synaptic vesicle; synaptic vesicle membrane. The transcript is spliced from 13 exons. Gene Ontology annotation, biological process: neurotransmitter secretion. The record is from RefSeq and is a predicted model, not a curated record. Lineage: Eukaryota; Metazoa; Chordata; Actinopteri; Anguilliformes; Anguillidae. Gene Ontology annotation, molecular function: ATP binding.
UCUCUUGCAGGCACUGAGGCUGUCGGAGCAGAGGCAGAUUGGCUAAGCGGGGAGCGAGCGUCAUCGUCACAGGAGGAGAGAAGGAGCAGACGAAGGAGAGGAGGAACGCACAGCAUCCACAGCUCAGAGGAAACGCAAGCCCUCUCGCUCGCCUUCUUCACCACUGCCGCCACCGCGGGAGAGACGGACCCUUCCGGAAAACACGAGCACAAACGCUCAGACGUCCCCGCCACGCGCCUCCUGAACCCGGACGCCCCCGAACCCGGCCGCAGCCAUGAACUUCCUGCGCAGACGGCUGUCUGACAGCAGCUUCAUCGCCAACCUGCCCAACGGGUACAUGACAGACCUGCAGAGGCCCGACCCUCCGCCACCCCCUCCCCCGGCGGCCGUCCCGACCGCCGCCGCCGCCGGCCAGGCUCCAGCACCGGCCCCGGCCCCGGCCCCGGCUCCGGCCCCCUCCAUCUCCCCCGCGCCGGAACGGAGGCCCCAGCCGGCCCAGUCCAGCGGGACGGGCUUCUUCAGCUCCAUCACCAAUGUGGUGAAGCAGACGGCCGCCUCGGCGGGGCUGGUGGAGCAGACGCCCGCUCCCACGCCAAAGAAGUUCAAGAUCUUGCUGAUCAUCGACGAGCCACAACAGGACUGGGCCAAACUCCUCAGGGGGAAGAAGGUUCAAGGAGAUUUUGACAUCAAAGUGGAGCAGGCUGAAUUCUCAGAGAUUAACCUUGUGGCCCAUGCCAAUGGGACCUGCAAUGUGGACAUGCAGGUCAUCAGGAAUGGAACAAAAGUGGUCAGAUCAUUCAAGCCUGACUUUGUCCUCAUCCGACAACACGCCUUCAGCAUGGCAGAAAAUGAGGAUUUCCGCAACUUGAUCAUUGGCCUGCAGUACGCCGGUGUCCCCAGCAUGAACUCCCUGGAGUCCAUUUUUAACCUUUGUGACAAACCCUGGGCGUUUGCUCAGUUGAUUAGCUGCUACAAGAAGCUCGGGCCUGAGAAAUUUCCACUGAUUGAACAAACGUUCUACCCCAACUAUAAAGACAUGAUUACCAUGCCCACAUUCCCUGUUGUUGUGAAGAUUGGACAUGCUCAUUCAGGCAUGGGAAAGGUUAAGGUGGAUAACCACAGUGACUUCCAGGACAUUGCCAGUGUGGUUGCCAUCACCCAGACCUACUGUACCACAGAGCCAUUCAUAGACUCCAAAUAUGACAUCAGGAUUCAGAAGAUAGGCACCAAUUACAAAGCUUACAUGAGAACUUCCAUCUCUGGCAACUGGAAGACAAAUACUGGUUCAGCCAUGCUGGAACAAGUAGCCAUGACUGACAAGUACAAACUGUGGGUGGACACCUGCUCAGAGAUCUUUGGCGGGCUUGAGAUCUGUGCAGUCAAAGCCAUUCAUGGCAAGGAUGGGAAAGACUACAUCACUGAGGUUGUGGGAUCAUCGAUGCAGCUGAUUGGAGAGCACCAGGCUGAGGAUAGACAGCUCAUUGCUGACAUGGUGGUGGCCAGAAUGAACCAGGUGCUCCCACGGACACCCACUCGCUCUCCCCAGAGGCCAACCACUGUCCAACCUCCACAGAGCACCGUCCAAAAGGAAGGCCUGACUGACCCCAGCAAGAUCCCUGCCCAGCGCCCACCACCACAAGGGGGCUCAGGACAACCCCAAGAUUCGCAAUCUCAAAGUCAGGAGCCUCCGUCAGAGCCAGCUCCGGGUGGUUCUGUGCAAGACCCCACUCCCCAGCCAACUCCCGCCCCGACCACACAGCAGCCCCAGCCCCAGCCCCAGGGGGCGCCCGCUCCAGGGAAGCCUGCAGCCCAGCAGUCCAAGCCCCCGCCUCCAAAACCACUGCCCCCAAAACCACUCCCGCCCAUUCGGCAGAACUCCAAACCUCAGGUUCAGCCCAAACCCCAGACUCCGCCUCUUCUGGUCAAGGCCCAGCCUAAGCCCCAGCCAGAGCCUCAGGCUCAAGCCCAGGUCCCGCCCCAAGCCCAAGACCCCACCCCUGACUCCGCCCCCGCCAAAGCCAAACCUCUUCCUGAGGAGCAGCAGUCGGCACAGCAGAAGGCACAGCCUCAUCCACAGCUUAAUAAAUCGCAGUCCCUGACCAACGCCUUCAGCGCCUUCAGCGACGCGUCCUUCUUCCGCUCCAGCAACGAGGACGAGGCCAAAGCCGAGACCAUUCGAAACUUGCGAAAGUCUUUCGCCAGCCUGUUCUCUGACUAGAUGCCAGUGUUCAGGCGUUGGAAUGGCGGAUGGCUUGGUCCAAUUUAAGUCUUUUUCUGGGUGUCAAAAUGAAUUAUAUGUCAACUGUAUAGAUCCUACCCUCCCACUUGUUCUGUUCCAUGCCUGAUUGUCAAUUAAGCAAUAUAAAGUACUGUAUGCUGUAAUAGUUCUGGUGACUGACAGGCCAGUGGUGCAAGUCUAAGAGUUCUCAGGCUGGUAGAGGGCAUCCUUUCACAUGGUGAUGCAGUGAGAUCUGACAGUCAGGGGUUCAGCAGGGGAAAUCAGGAGAAAUAUCUGUGUCCACUUAUGCUUUGCUGUUGUAGCAUUAUUGUGACCAUGUAUUUUCACAGACAAGUAUCUGCAAUUGGUUACCCUGGUUCUACUCUUCGUGGGUGUGUGUGUGUGUGUGUGCGUGCAUGUGCGUGUGCGUGCGUGUGAAUGUGUAUUUGCCUAGAGAUUAAUUUGUUAGUGGGAUAUUUUCAAAAUGGUCACUUUUGCCAGCAUUCCAGAUCACUGCUUCAUGUGCUUGCAACUAAUCUUGGUGUCCAGCACUUGCCAAUGUCUCACUUUACCCAUGACUGCUGAAAACUCAUCGCUGUUUUAUGUAGAACUUUAAACUUGUUGUGUACUGCUCUGUACGUGUCACCUCUGGAGUUUAGUUUGUGUAUUAAUUUCUUGGGGUUUUUUGGCUUCAUAUUGUUCAGUUUGUAUUGUGCUUUAUUUGUACCCAAUGCUGCUUUGCAUGAUCCAGUGACAAUUGUUUACUAUCUAUCUAGCUGUCAAUAAACAUGUUGCGCAUCA